Pan troglodytes (chimpanzee) is the source of this 2235-nucleotide messenger RNA. It is a transcript of the gene SLC5A10, whose product is annotated as solute carrier family 5 member 10. Lineage: Eukaryota; Metazoa; Chordata; Mammalia; Primates; Hominidae. Gene Ontology annotation, cellular component: plasma membrane. Gene Ontology annotation, biological process: transmembrane transport. The transcript is spliced from 15 exons. Gene Ontology annotation, molecular function: D-glucose:sodium symporter activity. The coding region runs from base 17 to 1981 and encodes 654 amino acids. The record is from RefSeq and is a predicted model, not a curated record.
UGCAUGCAGCCACAUCAUGGGCUGGAGAUGCCACUGUCCGCUUGGUUUAAUGAUCAAUGAGCUCCCUGCCAGGAAACCCUUUCUGACCUGGUUUGCCCCUCAGUCCCUCGGGCUCAUACCUAGUGCCUGCGGCAGGACAGCCAUGGCCGCCAACUCCACCAGCAACCUCCACACUCCCGGGACGCAGCUGAGCGUGGCUGACAUCAUUGUCAUCACCGUGUAUUUUGCUCUGAAUGUGGCCGUGGGCAUAUGGUCCUCUUGUCGGGCCAGCAGGAACACAGUGAAUGGCUACUUCCUGGCAGGCCGGGACAUGACGUGGUGGCCGAUUGGAGCCUCCCUCUUCGCCAGCAGCGAGGGCUCUGGCCUCUUCAUUGGACUGGCAGGCUCAGGCGCGGCAGGAGGUCUGGCCGUGGCAGGCUUCGAGUGGAAUGCCACGUACGUGCUGCUGGCACUGGCGUGGGUGUUCGUGCCCAUCUACAUCUCCUCAGAGAUCGUCACCUUACCUGAGUACAUUCAGAAGCGCUACGGGGGCCAGCGGAUCCGCAUGUACCUGUCUGUCCUGUCCCUGCUACUGUCUGUCUUCACCAAGAUAUCGCUGGACCUGUACGCGGGGGCUCUGUUUGUGCACAUCUGCCUGGGCUGGAACUUCUACCUCUCCACCAUCCUCACGCUCGGCAUCACAGCCCUGUACACCAUCGCAGGGGGCCUGGCUGCUGUAAUCUACACGGACGCCCUGCAGACGCUCAUCAUGGUGGUGGGGGCUGUCAUCCUGACAAUCAAAGCUUUUGACCAGAUCGGUGGUUACGGGCAGCUGGAGGCAGCCUAUGCCCAGGCCAUUCCCUCCAGGACCAUUGCCAACACCACCUGCCACCUGCCACGUACAGACGCCAUGCACAUGUUUCGAGACCCCCACACAGGGGACCUGCCGUGGACCGGGAUGACCUUUGGCCUGACCAUCAUGGCCACCUGGUACUGGUGCACCGACCAGGUCAUCGUGCAGCGAUCACUGUCAGCCCGGGACCUGAACCAUGCCAAGGCGGGCUCCAUCCUGGCCAGCUACCUCAAGAUGCUCCCCAUGGGCCUGAUCAUCAUGCCGGGCAUGAUCAGCCGCGCAUUGUUCCCAGGUGCUCAUGUCUAUGGGGAGAGACACCAAGUGUCCAUCUCUCGAACAGAUGAUGUGGGCUGCGUGGUGCCGUCUGAGUGCCUGCGGGCCUGCGGGGCCGAGGUCGGCUGCUCCAACAUCGCCUACCCCAAGCUGGUCAUGGAACUGAUGCCCAUCGGUCUGCGGGGGCUGAUGAUCGCAGUGAUGCUGGCCGCGCUCAUGUCGUCGCUGACCUCCAUCUUCAACAGCAGCAGCACCCUCUUCACUAUGGACAUCUGGAGGCGGCUGCGUCCCCGCUCCGGCGAGCGGGAGCUCCUGCUGGUGGGACGGCUGGUCAUAGUGGCACUCAUCGGCGUGAGUGUGGCCUGGAUCCCCGUCCUGCAGGACUCCAACAGUGGGCAACUCUUCAUCUACAUGCAGUCAGUGACCAGCUCCCUGGCCCCACCAGUGACUGCAGUCUUUGUCCUGGGCGUCUUCUGGCGACGUGCCAACGAGCAGGGGGCCUUCUGGGGCCUGAUAGCAGGGCUGGUGGUGGGGGCCACGAGGCUGGUCCUGGAAUUCCUGAACCCAGCCCCACCCUGCGGAGAGCCAGACACGCGGCCAGCCGUCCUGGGGAGCAUCCACUACCUGCACUUCGCUGUCGCCCUCUUUGCACUCAGUGGUGCUGUUGUGGUGGCUGGAAGCCUGCUGACCCCACCCCCACAGAGUGUCCAGAUUGAGAACCUUACCUGGUGGACCCUGGCUCAGGAUCUGCCCUUGGGAACUAAAGCAGGUGAUGGCCAAACACCCCAGAAACACGCCUUCUGGGCCCGUGUCUGUGGCUUCAAUGCCAUCCUCCUCAUGUGUGUCAACAUAUUCUUUUAUGCCUACUUCGCCUGACACUGCCAUCCUGGACAGAAAGGCAGGAGCUCUGAGUCCUCAGGUCCACCCAUUUCCCUCAUGGGGAUCCUGAGGCCCCAAGAGGGGCAGAUUCCCCUCACGGCUGCACAGCAGCUCGGUGCCCAAGAACUGGCCAAGCCAGCAAAGCGGGAGCCCUGAAAAAUUAGGGGGGAAAUGGGAGAAAAGAAUGUGACAUUUCAAAAACAGCACCAAAGCAGUCAGCAUUGGAAGGAAAAUUAGAUUUCUGACGGACA